Messenger RNA from Prorocentrum cordatum, 4911 nucleotides. NCBI's taxonomy places the organism in Eukaryota, Dinophyceae, Prorocentrales, Prorocentraceae. The record is from the annotation of a GenBank genome assembly.
AUGGCGCCCGGGCAUGGCACCAUUCAUAACCGCGGCUUGUCUGGCGCACUGACAGAGGUCACAGCGGACCUGAAGCUGGACUCGGCGUGGCCCCGGGGCGACCCGAGGGCGAGACUUGCGGGGAUUUGUGGGGUCUUCAAUUGUGCUCAUCAGGCGCCACUGCAGUGGCCGCGCCCCGAGGCUGCCCGGGACUUCAGGGCUGCUAACAACGCGCGCACGCGCAUGUAUGAUUGGAUGGCGGCACUCGUUUCCAUGCUCGAGAUCGGGCACGCGAGGCCGCCGGCGGCCAUCCCGGCGACGCUGAGGAGAUCACAUCCGUUCUUGCCCGAGGGCUGCCCGGCCAGCGGCGGCGACGGCCCGGGGGCGGCGCGCGCGCCCGACGUCGCCGGGGCUCCCGGGGUGGCCAAGCCCCGGCUGCUGCCAAUCGUGGACCCAGUCAGCGGCAAGACCAUUGACACGCUGGGGAUGAACUUCGAGCCCCGGAAGCCCCACAGCCCCCUCAAGAUCGUCGACCCCGCGAGCGGGGCCGCCGAGAAGGACCGCGCGGGGCUGGAGCGCAGCCUCCUCGAGCGGGAGAGGCUGGUGGCCGCGCGCGAGCAGCAGGUGUCGGAGAUGAGCCGCACCCACGAGGUGCUCUCCAUCCGGCUCGGCGAGCAGGCCCGGACGCAGACGAUCACGGAGCAGGAGAUCGAGGCCCAGCGCGCUCGCGCCCACGCGCAGCUCGAGGAGCGGCGGGCCCAGCUGGAGGCGCUGGAGGCGCAGGCGCGCGAGCGCGAGGCGGAGGCCCAGGAGCUGCAGCAGCUGCAGGAGGACGAAGGAGCGGCUGUUCGCGGAACGCGAGCGGGCGCUUCUGGAGGAGGAGGGCCGCCAGAGCGAGCUGCAGUCGCAGCUGGCCACCCAGGAGCGCUACGCGGCGGAGGCCCAGCGGGCCCUGGCGGGCCGCGAGGCCGCGGCCAGCGAGCGCGAGCUCGCGGCCUCGGCAGCGGAGGCCAGCCUCGUCGAGCGCGAGCAGAGCGUGUCGCAGAGGGAACAGGAACGAUGCGCGGCAGCGGCUCGCAGAGGACGAGCGGCGGUUGCGGGAGCGCUUGGAUAAGGUCGCGGCGGGGGAGGAGCAGCUCCGGGCAGAGGAGGCAGCUCACAAGGAGCGGGCAUGCCUUUGCCGCCGCUGCUGGGGACGCCGAGGCGCAGGCGGCCGCCCACGCCCUGAGGGCCGCGGACCAGCUGCGCUCGUGCGAGGAGCGGGAGCAGGGCGGCGGCGGCGCAGUCGCGGGCGCUGUUGUCGCGGAAGGCAUCGUCGUCGACGCCGUCGUCGUGGUCGCCGUCGCCACGCGUGCUGCCGCGGCCCCAGCGGCGACCGCCGCGCCCGCUCGUGCGGGCGCCGCGGCCUCGUCCACGGAGUUGGGCGCGGUCGAAGCGGCCGCGACUGGGGUGCGGCUCCUCGUGUUGGACCUCAACGUGCUCGAGUUCAGGCUCGCGGACCGCGAGCGGGCCGCCGCUGCACUGGAGCGGGCCGCCGGCGAGCGCGGGGCCCAGCGCCGCGGGUCGCCGCCGCUCCGUCCGAGGAUCGGGCGCUCGAGGCAGAACUACGAGGGCCACAGGUUGGGCUACGACCUGAGCUACGGGAUCCACUUGCAGAGCUACCCAGGCCACAUGCUGAGCUACCAGAGCUUCAUACAGAUCUACGAGGGCCACCAGCUGAACUACGAGGACUUCCAGCUGAGAAACGAGAAGCACCAGGAGAGGUACAAGGGCCACCAGCUGAGCUACCAGAACCACCAGCACAGCUACGAGGGCCACCGGCUUAGCUACGAGGACCACCGGCUGAAUUACGAGGACGAACCCAUCUUUACCAUGUACGCUGCGCUCCAGUGGCUGGACUUCCUCAGGGCCAUGAUCGUCGAAGGGCAGGCAAUCACAGAGGCCUUCGCCAUCAGGGCCAUAUCGAAACUCACGACCCCCGCGCACAACAAGCCCCACGACAUGAUGGUGCCCAUAGAAUUGAGCGGCGACCGCCACGACGAGGGGCCGAGCGCCCCGGCCGGGCCUCCGGGCGCGGCCCGCCUCGCCGAGCUCCGCGCCCGGGGGCUGCAGCUGAAGGCCCUGGGGAGGCACGCGGAGGCGGAGGCCGCCCUCCGCGAGGCCUGGGCCGGGAGGGAGGCGCUGCUCGGGCCCGCCCACGCGGACGCGCUCGCCUCCCUGGGUGACCUCGCGGUGCUUCUCAAGGUGGCCGGGAAGCCCUCGGAGGCCGAGGGGCUGUUCCGCAAGCUGCUGGCCCACAAGGAGCAGGCGCUCGGCCCGGCCAGCCCGGGCGCGCUGGUGUCUGCAGGGCAUCUCGCCGGGGUCCUGCGGGACUUGGGGCGCCUGCCCGAGGCCGAGGCGCUGUACAGGCGCAUCUGCGAAGGCAAGCGAGCGUCGCUCGGGCAGGAUCACCCCAGCACGCUGAGCUCCAUGGACGAUCUCUCCAGCACCCUGCAGGCUCAGGGAAGGUACUCCGAGGCGGAGCCGCUGCUGCGUGGAGUAGUGAGCAGCAGCCGGGAGAAGCUCGGCCACAAUCACCCGGACACGUUGGCCUGUUCGGAGAGCUUGGCCGGGUUGCUAUGGGCGUCUGGCAAGCAGAAAGAGGCAAUGGUUGUUUAUCAGGCGGUUCUGCAAGGCAGCGAGGUAACCUGGGGAGUCAACCACCCGCACACGCUCAGCGUGAUCGACAAGUUCGCGUCUGCUCUCCAGCACGUUGGCAACCUCCAGGAGGCCCUGACCCUGCGGCAUCGUUGCCUGGACAGCCGUGACUCGUCCCUCGGCGAGAGGCACCCCGAGACCCUCGCCUCCGUCGGCGCCCUGGCGAAGCUGUACGGCGAGAUGGGCAACCAUGACGAGGCGCAGAGGCUGAUGAGGCGCGCUGCGAUGGGGAGGGAAGAGGCUCUUGGCCCCAGCCACCGUGACACCCUGACCAGCCUGGACGACCUGGCAGGGCUGCUGAGCUUGCUCGGCAAGCACCCUGAGGCCAAGCUGCUGCUCCGCUGCGUGCUCGACCGCUGCGAGGCGUCCCUGGGCCCGGACCACCUGGAGACCCUGCGGGCAGCCGAGAGGCUCGCGGCGCUGCUGCACACUGCGGGAGACCUGGCGGGUGCGGAGAAGCUCUACUGGCGCACCCUCGAGGGCAGGGAGGAGACGCUUGGGCUGGAUCAUGCUGACACCGCCGCCACGCUGCAGAGCCUCGUCGGACUCCUCGGCGCCCUGGGAAAGCACGCGGAGGCCGGCCGCCUGGCACAGCGCGCCCCGGCGCGGCCGACACUGCGCACGCCCGCUCGGCACGCGCGGCGCCGGGACGCGGAGCCGCCCCGCGGCGCCCUCGCCCGGGCGCGGUCCCCGCCGGACUCCACCGAGGAGCCCGCCGCAGGUGCGGCGGCUGGGCGCUGCGGGGAGUCCCGCGCGGCGCAGCCUGGGCAGCCGCCCCAGGGCGCCCGGGCGCGGUCCCCGCGGGACUCCACCGAGGAGCCCGCCGCAGAUGAGGCGGCUGGGCGCUGCGAGGAGGCCCGCGCGGCGCAGCCACGGCCCUCCAAGAAGAGCGACAGGGAGGGCGAAGGCGCGCUGAGCUCCCGGCAGGCGGCCAUGUCGACCUUCUCGGCGGCGCUGCCCCGGUUCGUGGCGGGCUUCUUCGCGGGGCACCCCUCGGCGCGGCCACAAGCUGCCCCGCUGUUGGCGCCGACGGGCGCGUGUCAGCUUGAAAGCACCUCCACUGGGCAGGAGGGUCGGGUGGCCUCGCCACGACCGGCGAUGCCACAGAGCGUCAGGAGCUCGGCGGGUUCGGAAGAGGGUCUGGCGGCCUCGCCGCGGUCGGCGAUGCAGGAUGGCAGCGUCCAGAGCGGGGACGGCCCCGCGGAGACCCGCGCAGCCGUAGCGGCGCCGCUGGGCAGCGCACGGAGCUCGAAGGGCCCCGCGGACGGCCAGGCGGCCGCGGCGCCGCCGCCGCUCAGCGGCCGGAGCGAGAAGUCAGCGCUGCAGAAGCUGUGUGAGGCAUCGGCGCGGCGGCCCCAGCAGCAAGAGCAGGCACCGUUGGCCCUGGAGCCGGCCCCGGGAGGCCGAGGGGGCGACGAGACUGCGCGGCGCAAGCAGGCGCGCGAGGAGCAGGAGUCGCGCCUGCAAGAGCUCUCGGAGGAGGUGCGCCGGCUGGAGAGGCAGGCGGCCGAGGUCCGGGCGGGCCUCGCCGCCACGGAGCGCGAGCGCCAGAGGGAGGAGGAGGCGCGGGCGCUGACGCUCCGGAGGGAGGAGGAGCACCUGCAGCGGGUCCGGGAGGAGGUCGAGAAGCAGCGCGAGCUGUGCCGCCAGGAGGAGGAGGAGGCGAAGCAGCGCGUCGCUGAGCUGGAGCGGCAGCGCGAGGACGACGCCUGGAGGCGGCACGAGAGCCGCGUGCGUCAGGACGCGGAGCGACGCCAGCAGGAGCAGCGGGCCGCCGCGGCGGCCGAGCAGGCCGCGGCCCGCGAGCGCGAGGCGCAGGAGCAGAGGCUCCAGGACGCCGAGCGGCAGGCACGCGAGCGCGAGGCGGCCGCGCGGGAGCUGCGCGCCCGCGAGGAGGCCGCGAGGGUGCAGCGCCUGCGCGAGGAGCAGGAGCGGCUGGCCCAGGCCGCCCGCGCGGCCGAGGAGGCGCGCGAGCGGCUGCGGGAAGAGCGGAGGCGCCAGGCCGAGGCGGAGGAGGCGCGCAAGGCCGAGGAAGAGAGGUCGCGGCAGGAGGAGGCGGCGUGGAGGCGGCGGGAGGCGGACAUGGUGCGGGCGCAGCAGGAGGAGGAGGCCUGGAGCCGGCACCAGGCCAAGAUCCGCCGGGAGGAGCAGGAGGCGGAGGCCGCACGGAGGCGCCAGGAGGAGGCGCGGGCGCGCGCCGAGGAGGAGGCGCGGGCGCGGGCGCGCGCCGAGGAG